This is a messenger RNA of Hemibagrus wyckioides, 3320 nucleotides long. RefSeq names its product extracellular calcium-sensing receptor-like. Bases 225 to 2786 code for a protein of 853 amino acids. The transcript has 6 exons. Lineage: Eukaryota; Metazoa; Chordata; Actinopteri; Siluriformes; Bagridae. Gene Ontology annotation, molecular function: G protein-coupled receptor activity. The record is from RefSeq and is a predicted model, not a curated record. Gene Ontology annotation, cellular component: membrane. Gene Ontology annotation, biological process: G protein-coupled receptor signaling pathway.
UCCACUGGCAAAACAAGUUACACCCGCCACAGAGGCCUAAUGUUUUUGGACAAAAGCUGCUCAGAAGUCACACCUCCUUUUUUGAGCAGCCCACAAGCGUAAUUUUUCCACAGAGAAUUUUCUUUACAUCUGUAUAUAUACCAGAAAUCUUGUUCAACCAGCCAAAAUAUCAGACCAGGCAUAUUUUACUGUUGUUUAUCACUAUUCUUUAUCUGAACAGGUUUAUGGAGUCUGUCUUUACUCUAUUGCAUGUGGUAAUGGCCAUUAUUAAUUUUUCCAGAGCAAAUGGGACUGCUUGUAGCCUACAAGGAGAGCCUGCAAAUCCACAGAUAUGGAAGGAUGGUGAUAUCAUUGUUGGAGGGACAUUCCCAUUUCAUAAUAGUUGGGAGACCACUGACUUAUCCUAUGUGGUCAAGCCACCUCCAGUGAAGUGCACAAGCCUUGAUAUGAGAACACUCCAGUUUUCCCAGUCAUUGAUCUUUGCAGUAGAGGAAAUAAACAACAGUUCUUCUUUACUGCCAGGUGUCUCUCUGGGAUACAAGAUCUAUGAUACAUGUAGUUUUGCUCCACAGGGGAUUAAAAUGGCCAUGGCACUUGUUAAUGGAAAUGAGAAAUCAAUUUCAAAUGAACCCUGUACAAAGCCAGCCCAGGUCCAAGCUAUAAUAGGUGAAACAUACUCAUCAGUGUCUACGGCUAUUGCAAACAGUAUUGGGCCAUUCAGUGUUCCAAUUAUCAGUCAUUAUUCUACCUGUGAGUGUCUCAGUGACAAAAGGAAAUAUCCCUCAUUUCUGCGCACUGUUCCUGGUAAUUAUUACCAGAGCAGAGCACUAGCAGAGAUGGUCAAGCACUUUGGCUGGACCUGGGUGGGAGCAAUAAGAAGAGAUGAUGAUUAUGGUAACAGUGGAAUGGCAGCAUUUACUAAAAAUGCAGAACAGUUAGGCAUCUGCUUAGAAUACUCACUUCCAUAUUUUAAAACAUACUCAAAAGAAAGAGUAUUGAGAAUCAUUGACCAGAUCAAAAUCUCAACUUCUCGUGUGAUUGUUGGAUUUCUUGAUGCCUGGGAUUUGGAGGAUCUAUUGCAAAUAUUUUUUGAACACAAUAUCACUGGAUAUCAGUGGGUGGGAACAGAGGGCUGGAUGAUUGACCCAGAGCUAGCCAGUUUGGACAAAAAAUACAAUAUACUGCAAGGAGCUAUAGGGCUAGCUAUCCCCAAAGCAAACGUGACAGGUCUUCAGGAUUUCAUUCUAGAUGUAAAACCACUGAAAUCUGUAGGCAGUGCCAUUUUUCCUGAAUUCUGGAUGGCUUUGUUUGACUGUGAAUAUACAAUGCAGAAUGAUUCAAAGGGCUUGCCCAUGUGCACAGGAGAAGAGAAGCUGUCUGAAGUAGAAAACACAUUCACUGAUAUGUCACUGAUGCCCAUUUUUAGUAAUGUGUAUAAAGGAGUUUAUGCUAUUGCCCAUACACUACACAACCUCCUUGGCUGCAAUAAAACAUGUCUUACAAAGCAGCAGCCUGGUCCUGUCACAUUUUUAAAACACCUCAGAAAUGUAUAUUUCAAAACGAAAGAAGGCGAAGAAGUUUAUUUUGAUAAAAAUGGUGACCCUCCUGCAAAAUAUGAGAUAAUAAACUGGCAAAAAAAUAAAGAAAAUCAACAUGAAUUUAUCACUGUUGGACUGUAUGACUUUACUUUACCUAGUUAUGAUCAAUUAGCAAUUAACUUGGCCUCUAUAGUGUGGGCACAAAAUAGCAAGCAGGUACCUAUAUCUGUAUGCAGUAAGAACUGUCCUCCUGGUACAAGGAAGGCUGUGCAGAAAGGAAAGCCUAUCUGUUGCUUUGAUUGCAUACCAUGUGCUGAUGGAGAGAUCAGUAAUAUGACAGAUUCUACUGAAUGUGAACAAUGCUCCCAAGAAUACCGGUCAAAUUCACAGAAAGAUAAAUGUGUAAAGAAGGAAGUUGAAUAUUUGUCCUUUGAAGAAACUAUGGGAAUUUUUCUAACAGCUGUUUCUAUUAUUGGUGCUUUUAUAACACUGGUAAUAUCAGUAAUAUUCUUUAGACAUAAACAUACCCCAAUAGUCAAAGCCAACAACUCUGAGCUGAGCUUCCUGCUGCUCUUAUCUCUGACUCUGUGUUUCCUCUGUUCACUUACUUUUAUUGGUCAGCCAUCUGAGUGGUCUUGUAUGCUGCGGCACACAGUGUUUGGGAUCACCUUCGUCUUCUGCAUCUCCUGUGUACUGGGAAAAACCAUAGUGGUGUUAAUGGCCUUCAGGGCUACACUUCCAGGCAGUAAUGUCAUGAAAUGGUUUGGGCCUCUACAGCAGAGACUCAGUGUACUUGUCUUCACUCUCAUACAGGUUGUCAUUUGUGUUCUUUGGUUAACCAUAUCCCCUCCUUUUCCUUUCAAAAAUCUAAAGAGCUAUAAAGAAAAAAUUAUUCUAGAAUGCAAUCUGGGUUCUACCAUAGGUUUCUGGGCUGUGCUGGGGUAUAUUGGAUUUUUGGCUUUUCUAUGCUUUGUUUUAGCUUUUCUGGCUCGGAAGUUGCCUGACAGUUUUAACGAUGCCAAAUUCAUCACAUUCAGCAUGCUUAUAUUCUGUGCAGUUUGGAUCACUUUUAUUCCAGCUUAUGUCAGCUCUCCUGGAAAAUUUACUGUAGCUGUGGAGAUAUUUGCUAUUUUGGCCUCAAGCUUUGGGUUACUGUUUUGUAUAUUUCUUCCAAAGUGUUAUAUCAUCAUAAUGAAACCAGAAAAGAAUACCAAAAAGCAAAUGAUGAGUAAAGCACCAGUGAAGUGAGCUAAAAGCCUAGCUAUUAUAUAAUCAUAUUUAAAUCAUAUGAUCAGUGAAAUAUGAAAUUGUAGGUCAAAUUGCAAUAUUGACCAUAUGCAUUGAUUUUCAUUUGGUAGCUAACACUUACACAACAUAGUAUAAAAUUCUAUUGAUCUGAGAGGAAAAACUUUUGAUGUGAUCUACAAUAUGUUAUCACAGAUCAAUACAAAUAUCAGGUUCUGUUUAUAAGCAUGGGAAAGGAGCUAUUCUUAAAGUUAAUCGACACCACUUGCUAAAACUCCCUAUUUAAAUUAACAAGUUUCCCUUAAGGAAACAAGUAAUUAAGCUCAUUCAAACUGAUUAUUCAUUCAAAGUUAAUGGGUAUUACGUUAGCCAUCCUAAAAAAUUUAAAAUUAUGCUCAUCAUAUGACCUACAAGAACAAGAACUGUCAUUAAAUAUAUUCUCAUGACUGUCUUGCAGCCUCACACUAAAUCAGCAUCACCUUUAAUUUCACUACUAUGCAUAGCUAGGUUUAAAAUAAAAAUCAAAAAUAUUGUGUA